AUGUUCGCAUCUGCCACUUCCGGCGACAAAGCAAACAACGCAAGGUUUUCCACAUGCUCCGUAAAUAAUAUCUCGUCAGUGCUGAAGGAAGUUUUGCGUCAGAAUCCAAACACUCACUACGUGGGUGCCAAACGCAACUGCUUCAUUCUACGGGAGACAUCGUUUUGCGGUAACGCUAUGGUCGAAGAUGGGGAAGAAUGUGACUGCGGCUUCAACGACGAAGAGUGUCGCGAGCGAAGCGAUUCUUGUUGUUACCCGCGAUCACAUGUCGGUGAAGUUAAAGGCUGCACGCGUACUCCGUGGGCUGAAUGCAGUCCAUCUGAAGGCGUCUGUUGCAACAGCUCUACCUGUAAGUUCAUUCCUCCUCUCGACAGGGUUUGCCGUGAAGCAUCGGAGUGCAGCGAGACUCAGAUGUGCGAUGGUUUGCGAGCAAGUUGUCCAAUGUCAAAACCUAAGUCAGAUCGAACCGUUUGUCAAGAUAACACGAAAAUCUGUGACGCUGGGACUUGUAAUAAGUCGGUAUGCGAAUUGUUCGACAUGGAAGAAUGCUUUCUUUCAGAUGGUUCACCGACGGAACAAUGCGUGUUGGCUUGCAGGAAGAAGCACAGUGUCGACAGUCCUUGCAUUGCUAGCUACAACAUAAAAGAAUUUCGCAGCUUUUACGAUGUCAGCGGAGAUCGUAAAGGGGUCCUGUUGCGGCCUGGCUCGCCAUGCAAUGAUUACCGUGGCUACUGUGACAUAUUUCAGAAAUGUCGAUCUGUCGAUGCAAAUGGGCCAUUGUCUCGACUUAAGAACUUAUUUUUUAAUAGCGAAACUUUCAGAACUGUUGCUGACUGGGUGCAGGAUAAUUGGUGGGCAGUCGUUUUGAUCGCUAUUGCGUUGAUUCUGUUCAUGGCGUUGUUCAUUAAAUGUUGCGCCGUUCACACCCCCAGUACUAAUCCAAGGAAGCCGCCUGCCCACAACAUUUAUGAGACGCUCAGGCAUCCUGCUACUCUGCUUCGCAACCAGACGUAG
Messenger RNA from Soboliphyme baturini, 1014 nucleotides. The record is from the annotation of a GenBank genome assembly. NCBI's taxonomy places the organism in Eukaryota, Metazoa, Nematoda, Enoplea, Dioctophymatida, Soboliphymatidae.